AUGAUAGUUCUUGGUUGUAUGAACCUAGAUAUUAUAUUAAGAGAAGAUCGUCUUAUAAACUCUCAUGAGGAUAAGAAAUAUAUGGAUAAGUGGGACCAAUUGAAUCGCAUGAGUCUUAUGAUUAUGAAGUGUGUCAUUUUAAAAGCCUUUAGGGACACUUUGUUUGAAGAGGCCAUUGCAGCAAGAAUUUUCCUUGAAGAACUUAAGAAAAAGUUUACUAAGAAUGAUAAGGUUGAAACAAGUACGAUCUUAACAAAACUUCUCUCUAUGAAGUAUAAAGGUAAGGAAAAUAUAAGGAAGUACAUUCUCGAGAUGUUUCAUCUUGCAUCAAAACUAAAGGCACUAAAGUUAGAACUAUCAAAAAAUUUAUUUGUGUAUUUAGUUCUGAUUUCUCUUCCUACAUAA
This is a messenger RNA of Spirodela intermedia, 405 nucleotides long. The record is from the annotation of a GenBank genome assembly. NCBI's taxonomy places the organism in Eukaryota, Viridiplantae, Streptophyta, Magnoliopsida, Alismatales, Araceae.